AUGGAGCGAUGUUUUGAGAGUAUAAAUGAGGGGCUCCAUCAAGCCCUGCUCCUGCUGCUCCUGGCCGCCAGCACCCUGCCUGCCAGGGGCUCUCCCUCCCAGCCCGCCUGCCUCCACUUCUCCGAGCUCCUGCCUGCAAAGCUCAAAGAGCUGAGGAGCAAAUUUGAGGAAAUUAAGGACUAUUUUCAAUCCAAGGACGACGAGCUCAGCGUGCAGCUGCUCAGCUCCGAACUGCUGGAUGAAUUCAAGGGCACCUUCGGCUGCCAGUCGGUGUCGGAGAUGAUGAGGUUCUACAUGGAGGAGGUCCUGCCCAGCGCCAUGAGGAGCAGCAAGCACCACCAGCAGAGCAUGGGUGACCUGGGCAACCUGCUGCUCAGCCUGAAGAUGACAAUGAGACGCUGUCACAGAUUCUUCACGUGUGAGAAGGGGAGCAGAACCAUAAAGCACAUCAAGGAGACGUUUGAUAAGAUGGACGAGAAUGGCAUCUACAAGGCCAUGGGGGAGUUUGACAUUUUCAUCGACUACAUCGAGGAGUAUUUGCUGAUGAAGAGGAAGAAGUGA
Merops nubicus (carmine bee-eater) is the source of this 561-nucleotide messenger RNA. RefSeq names its product interleukin 10 (gene IL10). The transcript has 6 exons. Lineage: Eukaryota; Metazoa; Chordata; Aves; Coraciiformes; Meropidae. The record is from RefSeq and is a predicted model, not a curated record. Gene Ontology annotation, molecular function: cytokine activity. Gene Ontology annotation, biological process: immune response. Gene Ontology annotation, cellular component: extracellular region. Bases 1 to 561 code for a protein of 186 amino acids.